Messenger RNA from Capsicum annuum, 2509 nucleotides. Its product is annotated as H/ACA ribonucleoprotein complex non-core subunit NAF1. Gene Ontology annotation, biological process: ribosome biogenesis; box H/ACA snoRNP assembly; pseudouridine synthesis. NCBI's taxonomy places the organism in Eukaryota, Viridiplantae, Streptophyta, Magnoliopsida, Solanales, Solanaceae. Gene Ontology annotation, molecular function: RNA binding. The transcript has 4 exons. The coding region runs from base 196 to 2340 and encodes 714 amino acids. The record is from RefSeq and is a predicted model, not a curated record. Gene Ontology annotation, cellular component: sno(s)RNA-containing ribonucleoprotein complex.
UUAUCUAAAAAUAGGGACGAUUUUGAGUUUUUUUUUUCGUUACCCUUUUUGGCCUUGUAAAUUAUUGUGUUAAACCCUAGCCCUACUAGGGUUUAAGAAGAAUCUUGAUUGCUGAACAAAAGAAGCCCCAAAAUUUUCGGAUACAACUCUUUGCAUACAUUUAUAAGGCCCAGAGAUUUAAUAUUGGAUAGUCCUAUGGCUGAGCUUGUUACUGAUGGAAUUUCUGUGGUAAAUGAAGUUGAGGGUUCUUUAAAGUUGGAUUCUUUGAUUUGUUUGAAUCAAGAACAGGGUCAAAUUGGGUUUUUUCAGAAAAGUGAUGUUGAAAAUGAGGGUUCCUUAGAGUUGGAUUCUUUGAGUUGUUUGAAUCAAGAACAGGGUAAACAUGGGUUUUUUGAGAAAAGUGAUGUUGAAAAUGAGGGUUCUUUAAAGCUGGAUUCUUUGAGUUGUUUGAAUCGAGAAAGUGAAAAUGGGGUUUGUGAUAAUGGAUUGAUUGAGUUGCCGGAAGGGAAUGAUUUGGGUUGUAUAGUUGAGAAGGAGAUGGGGAGAGUUAGUAUAAGUGGGACAGAGAAUGAAAGACAAGCUGGUAAUGUGGCGGCGGCGGCGAUUAGCAAGAAUGAGGAGAGUGAUAAAGUUGACAUUAGUAACAAGGCUGAGGAAAUAAUUGUGAAUGAUGGCAAGUUGAAAGGUAAUAAAGAUGUGAGUAAUAGUGAUACGGAGUCUGAAAGUGAAGAUGAAAGUGAAAGUUCGUCGUCUUCCUCCGCCUCUAGUAGUGAUAGUGAUGAGGAGGAGGAAGAAGAUGAGAGUAGUUCAGAUGAGGAAGCAGAAGGGGAUGUGGAUAUGGAAGAAGGUGAGAUUGUGGUAUCUGAUCCUGAUGAGAUGGUGGAAUGGGAUGAUGGCGAUGAUGAUAGUGGUGGUGCUAAGGGACCUAUCAGGUCUAAGAACGAGCUUCAGGUUCUACCGCCAGUUCCGGAAGUUACUGCAACCUUACAACCACAUCACAAGAUGCAGCCUGUAGGAGUUGUGUCAUCGAUUAUUGGGGCCCAAGUUGUAAUAGAAGGAGUGGAGAAGCAUACUCCUCUUAAUGAUGGUUCUAUUCUCUGGAUAACUGAAAGCAGAUCUCCACUAGGUAUAGUAGAUGAGAUUUUUGGGCCUGUCAAGAAUCCGUACUACAUUGUAAGAUACAAUUCCGACCACGAAGUUCCUCUUGGAAUCCACCCAGGCACCUUGAUCUCCUUUGUCCCUGAAUUUUCAAGUCGCAUCUUAAAUGACAACAGUCUUUACAAGAAAGGGUAUGAUGCGUCGGGUGAAAAUGAUGAAGAGAUGUCUGAGGAUGAAUUUUCAGAUGAUGAGAAGGAGGCUGAAUACAAGAGAAUGCAGAAAAUGAAAAAGAGGGGCAUCACAAAUGACCAGAAACCAGGAAACAACAAAAAGGACAAAAGAAAAUCCAAAAAUCGAUCUCAGAACUGGAAACAUGAUCAAGGUGCGGCUACACAUAUGCAAAGUGAGAAUGGUAAGUCGCCAUCAGAUGACCAAAGUCAACGUUUCAUCCCAACUGCUGGUGCUUCACUUGAUCAAGGCAUUCACCAAAGCGCAUCUCUUCAAGGACAUGGACAGAGUAUUAGGCCUCCAUCAGUCCCUCCAUUCCCUCAAAUGCAGAAUUCCCCUGGCUUAGCAGCACCGUCAAAUGGAGUUUGGACUAAUGGAAUCCCAUUUCAACAGCCCCAGAAUAUGGGCUUUCCUAACAUGAUGCCGAAUAUUGGUAUGCCAUUUCCCCAGCAAGGUCAUCCACAGCAAAUCUUUCAAAUGCCUUUUUUUGAGCAGCAAAUAAAUCCAAAUGUUCCGUCUAGCUUUAUGUUCCCAGGUGGACUACCAAAUUUUGGUGCAGGGCCAUCAUUUGCACCUUGGCCUGCCUUUGGACAAAAUGUUUUUAAUCAAUCACCUAUGUCGAUGGGCUUACCAGGCCAAUUUACUCCUGCACCCGUGCAUUUGGGAGGUCAGAUACCAGCACAUGGGCCGCAAUCAGGACAGAACAAUAAUUCACAACCAAAUGUUAUGGUUCCUGGCAAUAUUAAUGGCUCUCCAAACUUCAAUCAAGGUCAAUCACCUUUGCCAAUGAGCUUACCAGGCCAAUUUACUCCUACGCCCAUGAAUUUGGGAGGUCAGGUACCGGAGAAUGGACCAAAAUCAGGACAGAACAAUAAUUCACAACCACGUGCUGUGGUUCCUGGCUAUAAUAAUGGCUCUCCAAACUUCAAUCGAGGCGCUCAUUCUGGUCAUAGAGGGAAUCACAGGGGUGGUGGCCGUUUUGGCGGUAGGAGAGGCAGGUCACAACGUAACUGAAGGUGAAAAACCUUUUACUCUGUAACUUCCAUUAGAAAAUUAGUAAUAGAUUUGCGGUUUUACUUUCCCUUCUCCUUUAGAGAUCCAAGUGUGUGCAGGACUAUCCACCUUUGUAUUGCUUCAUCUAAUGUAGUGAAAUUUAUCGCAAAUUCUAAAUAUUUUCUUUUCA